AUGAAAUUGUUAGCAGUUGUUGUACUUUUGGUCAGCGUUCUUGCCGCAUCAGCACAAUUUGGAUUCGGAGGAAUGGGCAUGGUUGUUGUACUUUUGGUCAGCGUUCUUGCCGUAUCAGCACAAUUUGGAUUCGGAGGAAUGGGAAUGGGCAUGCUUCCUCCACCACCUCCUCCACCACCAAUGUACGGAAUGGGCGGCUACGGUGGAAUGGGUAUGGGUGGAUGGGGCCGUCCAAUGGGAGGCUUUGGAUGGGGGAGGUAA
Cooperia oncophora is the source of this 261-nucleotide messenger RNA. NCBI's taxonomy places the organism in Eukaryota, Metazoa, Nematoda, Chromadorea, Rhabditida, Trichostrongylidae. The record is from the annotation of a GenBank genome assembly.